This is a messenger RNA of Sclerotinia borealis F-4128, 510 nucleotides long. Lineage: Eukaryota; Fungi; Ascomycota; Leotiomycetes; Helotiales; Sclerotiniaceae. The record is from the annotation of a GenBank genome assembly.
AUGGCAUCUGAACCUACCACCCCCGUCCGCGUAUCCAAAAGCGCCGCAAAUUACACUCCCACAACCCAGGAUCCAGAUUUACGGUCGCAGAUAAAUACCAUAUUAUUGAAAGAUGGGCAUGUUGCCAAAAUCCAAGAAACCCUCCUCCACGCCCUCCACUCCUCCCCCACCAACUGGCCCACCCUAAUCCAAACCCACGCCCUCACCCUCCUACGCUCAGGAGACUACACCACCUUCCCGCUUCUCAUCGCCAAAGUCCUCGAAGACAUCCGCGCCGACACACUUGCGCUCUCCCAAACUCCUGAUUCGUCGAGUGCCUCCUCCACCAACGGCGUCAACGGAGUAACAUCAUCCGACAAGGACAAGGAUAAAAAAGAAAAGGAAAAAGAUACCUCACUCAAAGGUCGCGGUGAGCGCGGUCAAAAUCUAGCGCUUCCGAAAAGUGUCGUGGAUGAGGGAGUGAGAAUCACGAGAGAGUCGCUCGAAGCCGUGUGUGAAGUUGUGGAGUGA